AUGGAUCAGGUUUACAUGGUUCCGCUCCCAGAUUUUACUGUAUUUCCUGUUGAGAUUCAUGAUAAACCAGGAUUCUGGAGCAUUCCUAUGGUCAUGUUAAAAUUAUUGUUGUGGCCACGUAAACAUUUAAUAGAACAAGAAGAAAACUUGAGUCCAUUUUUGAGAAUGAUAAGAAAUGAUUACACUACGGAAAUUUAUGAUAAUCCGUCGAUAGCCGCAGUAAUUGAUUUCAAAUGGAAAGAGGCAAAAACAUAUUUCGUAAGACAAGUAAUGACUUAUCUUGCAUUUGGAUUAUCAUAUAUUAUUUUAUCAAAUUCAAUUGAAGGACUUGGUAAUCCUCAAACAUCUAAAAGGAAUCUUGCCCUUGUAGUCAUAUUUUAUUACUUUGGAUUUUAUUUAUUGAACACUGAAAGAGUUCAAUUAAAAUAUUUAGGAUGGAGAAGAUAUUUUAACGUUUACAAUUUUUUUGAUUUGUUUUCGGUCAUAUUGCCAUUCAUUUCAGCUUCUAUACAAAUUUAUUAUAAACUAUUAGCUUAUUUCAGAUAUGAAAUCCACUCUGUUGCUAGUUAUUUUGAACUGAAUCAAGAAAAUUUCAUAAUAUUUAAUGCAUUUACGAUUUUAGUAAUGUGGAUGGAAAUUAUUUUGUUAUUACGGUACUUUGAGAAAACCGGAGCUUACAUAUACAUUGUCAUGAAUAUCUUACAAAAUAUAACAUCUUUCUUGAUUUUUAUAUUGCUGAUCGUCCUCGGAUUUGGUCAUACUAUGUUUAUUUUACUUAGCAAUACAGAUAAAAUCGGCAUCAAACCUAACGGUUCCUCCUUCAAAUUCUAUAAUGGAAAUGGCGAACAAGCACCGGGGUUAACUAAUUUGCUGAUUAAUCAAGAAAUAGAUGUGAAUAGUACAUCAGAUAAUCAUUUCGCGAAAAUUUUUAAGUCCAUCGAAGCAGUUUACUUUUGGAUUAACGGUCGUUGGGAUCAAUUAGAUCAAUGGGAUUUCUGGCCAAUAGAUUUCUUUUCUAUCAUUGCCAGUAUCCUUCUUGUUACGAUUUUACAAAAUAUGUUGAUCGCAAUUAUGGCUGGCGCGUACGAUCAAGCAAAAGAAAUUAGUAAACAUGCCGCGCUGAAAUACCGAGCGGAAUUGAUCGCAGAUUAUGAAUUAUUUGAUAAACCAUUUGGGAAUCGAAAAGGGGAUCCUCGAUACAUUUUUUACUUUGGAAAAACCGAUUAUAUUGAGAAAUGGUUAGAAAGAUCCGAAAAAUUUAGAGAAAGUUACAAGAAUUUCUUGGAAGAAAUAGAAGGUGCUAAUCCAUGGUCCUAUGAUGAUGAUGAUUCGGAUAAUUUAGAUCAUUUUCAAAAGUUUCAUCAUCAUUCUCAUUCAUAUACCUGUUCCUCUGGUUUACCAGAUGAUGAUUCUGAAAUUUUAAAUUCACAAAAACGAAUCGUUCCAUUAUUUCAGUCCAUGGAACAAGACAUAUCUGAAAAGUUGCGUUUAAUGGAAGAUAAAAUCAAACAAAUAAUUUCAUUGAAAAAUCGACAAUAA
Messenger RNA from Funneliformis mosseae, 1539 nucleotides. NCBI's taxonomy places the organism in Eukaryota, Fungi, Glomeromycota, Glomeromycetes, Glomerales, Glomeraceae. The record is from the annotation of a GenBank genome assembly.